AUGGCAAACAGGAAACAUCAAAGCACUACAGCCAGCAUGCUGGAUCACAGAGUGAGAGCUUGCCCUACUUCAUCUCACAACAGGGAGCCUGAAAAUGAAGAAAGUGACCUUCCUAUUGAAGAUUAUGCAGCAAAGGAGACGGAACUAGCAGCUAUCAGACAAGGCAGUCCUACACCUGUGGAACAUGAGUGCAAUGAUCAUAGUGGAGAUGGUGACUCCAGCUCUGACUAUGUGAAUAACACCUCUGAGGAGGAGGACUAUGACGAAGGCUUGCCAGAGGAAGAGGAGGGGAUCACAUACUACAUUAGAUACUGUCCGGAGGAUGAUAGUUACCUGGAAGGAAUGGACUGCAAUGGGGAGGAGUAUGCUCCCCAUGAGGAACACCAUGUUGAAACAGAUGAAUGUCAGGAAGCUGUGGAAGAAUGGGCUGAAGGUAAAAUUCAGCACCAAGAUGAAAAUGAGGUGACUGACAGGCAAGAGUGGCAGGAAGGUCAAGAUAAUGGCGUUCAGAUUUUGGAAGAUGAAGUGUCAUCUUUGGAGAUUCGAGAUCAAGAGGAAAACAUAGAGUAUUGUCAAAGUGAAGGUGGCUAUCCAGACUAUUACCCAGGAGAGGCUAAUGGAAACUCACAGGGAAUAUCGCCAUACCAUUCUAGAAAAGAGGAUGCAGAGCUGGAAGAGCAGGAAGAGGACAUUGACCAGAUUGUAGCCGAAAUAAAAAUGAGUAUGAGCAUGAGCAGUAUUAAUAGUACAACAGAAAUGAGUCCAGAACACACUGGGACUGAAAACAUGGCACAUGACUACAAAGAGACUUGUUCAAAAGGAGAAGCUGUUCACAGUGCUAACAGGCAUGAGGGAAGACCAAAAUCACUGAAUAUCCCAUCUGCCUCUAAGCACAGUGGAGAUGUGCCUAGAGGUUUUAAAGCAAAGUCAAGAACCCCGGAGGACAGACUGAAGUGGCAACAAGAGCAGAUGUGCAAUGGUUUAGAGCAGCCAAGGAAGCAACAGCGUUCAGAUCUCAAUGGACCAGUUGACAACAAUAAUUCAUCCGAGACAAAGAAAGUGUCUUCAUUUCCAAGUUUUGUUGAUGUUCCAGGACCGUGUGAACCUGAAGACCUCAUUGAUGGAAUCAUCUUUGCAGCCAAUUACCUGGGCUCUACACAGCUGCUUUCUGAGCGCAACCCUUCCAAGAACAUCAGAAUGAUGCAGGCCCAAGAGGCAGUGAGCCGUGUUAAGAGGAUGCAAAAGGCGGCUAAAAUCAAGAAAAAAGCGACUUCAGAGGGAGAUUCCCAGGCCUUGACUGAAGUGGAUCUGUUCAUCUCCACACAGAGAAUCAAAGUUUUAAAUGCAGACACACAG
Molecule: messenger RNA, 1356 nt
Organism: Mesitornis unicolor (brown roatelo)
Lineage: Eukaryota; Metazoa; Chordata; Aves; Mesitornithiformes; Mesitornithidae
Product: amyloid beta A4 precursor protein-binding family A member 2-like
Exons: 6
Biological process (GO): chemical synaptic transmission
Cellular component (GO): cytoplasm; plasma membrane; dendritic spine
Molecular function (GO): amyloid-beta binding
Source: RefSeq, a predicted model, not a curated record